Aspergillus melleus is the source of this 1074-nucleotide messenger RNA. RefSeq lists its product as uncharacterized. The coding region runs from base 1 to 1074 and encodes 357 amino acids. NCBI's taxonomy places the organism in Eukaryota, Fungi, Ascomycota, Eurotiomycetes, Eurotiales, Aspergillaceae. The record is from RefSeq and is a predicted model, not a curated record. The transcript has a single exon.
AUGGCCAAGUCUGCAAAGCGAUCCGGAAAAGCCAAGGGCUCGACAACGCCUUCCUCUUCAUCUGGAACCUCGACUCCUAGCUCCCAGGCGGGCCCUCUUCCUCCGUUCGCCAAAGCUCCCGAGACACUCCAGCCCUUUCUCCAAACCUUCGCCCCCGACGAAGUCUACCUGAUCCAUAUCGACCGCACCCCGCAAGACAUCAAGAAACAGGCAUUCAAUGUGCCCGUCAUAAUCAACAUUGUAAUCACAGUGGUGAUAGCCGCCCGAGUCUACAUGGUCCGGAAUCUGUACCCAGCUAUGCUAGCGACGGUGCUUGGUUUCGUGAGCCCCGCGACGGUAGAUACCAUCUCGACGCCUUGGCAGGAGCAGGCGGUGACAGUCCUGAUCCGCACCGCCAACGUGAUGCUGGACUAUUUUCUGGUGACGAUUUUCCUCUCCUGGCCCAUCCGCUUCAUCGAGGGUCCCGUCAUGUGGCGCCGGAACGUUGGCUUCCGGGACCGCGAGAUUAUUAUCCGACGCAGCCGACCGAGCCUGAGCGAGGGACUGGAGCGCAAUCGCUGGAUCCGCGAAGACGAGGCGACGCGGGAUAAGAUCGUGGCGGCCGUCACGCCGGACCGGAUCAAGAAGACCGGCUACCUGCUCGUGGACGCCGACUGGGAUCUCGAUUACGACGCCAUGGUCCGGGCGCAUGAGCUUGUCGACCGCAGCCGGACGGGCAAUGGCAUUCCCUUGGACGAGUUCCGCACCGCGGUGGUCGUUAACACCGACGCCGAUGGUUGGCUGAUGUGGCACGUUGGAGACGAGGAUACCGCGGAAGGACGGGCGCGGUCAGCCCAACGGGACCAGAUCUUGGCCUUCAAGGAUAAGCUGACGGCCAUGGGCAAGGAGGACCUUUUCUUCCGAUGGGUCGAGCUGAUCCAGUACGAGAGCACCCGGCCCGGGGGCUUCACGCCGGAAAGACAAAAGUCCGCCAUGGUGCAGGCAAAGCAACUGUUUGAGAACGAGGGGGUAGACUUUGCGCGCUUCUGGCAGGAAGUUGGGGGUCUGGAAGGGUUCAUUGAAGAGCUGGAUUGA